Gopherus flavomarginatus (Mexican gopher tortoise) is the source of this 6831-nucleotide messenger RNA. RefSeq names its product protein canopy homolog 3-like. The record is from RefSeq and is a predicted model, not a curated record. The coding region runs from base 47 to 862 and encodes 271 amino acids. Lineage: Eukaryota; Metazoa; Chordata; Testudines; Testudinidae. Gene Ontology annotation, molecular function: signaling receptor binding. Gene Ontology annotation, cellular component: endomembrane system. The transcript has 6 exons.
GAAGCGCGUGUCCCUCGUAGGCCCCCCCUCGCCUCCCCUCCCCGCCAUGGCCGAGCCGGGCCCCGCCGCCUGCCUGCUGCUGCUCCCGCUGCUGCUGAGCCCGGCCCCGGCCGGCGGAGCCGCCGACGACACUGAGUGGGUCCGGCUGCCCAGCAAGUGCGAGGUGUGUAAGUAUGUGGCAGUAGAGCUGAAAUCUGCCUUUGAGGAAACUGGGAAGACAAAGGAGGUGAUUGACACAAAGUAUGGCUUUCUAGACGGAAAGGGAUCUGGAAUCAAAUAUACGCAAUCGGACAUCCGACUGAUCGAGGUGACAGAGACCAUCUGCAAGAGGCUGUUGGACUAUAACCUGCACAAGGAGAGAACGGGCAGUAACAGGUUUGCAAAGGGAAUGUCAGAGACGUUUGAAACCCUGCACAACCUGGUGCACAAAGGGGUGAAGGUGGUGAUGGACAUCCCCUAUGAGCUGUGGAAUGAGACCUCUGCUGAAGUGGCUGACCUCAAGAAGCAGUGUGAUGUGCUGGUGGAGGAAUUUGAAGACGUGAUUGAGGACUGGUACAAGCAUCACCAGAAGGAAGACCUGGCUCAGUUUCUCUGUGCGAACCAUGUGCUGAAAGGGAAAGACACAAGCUGCCUGGCAGAGCAAUGGUCUAGCAAGAAGGGAGAUGUAGCAACCGCGGGGGAGAGGGCAAAGAAAAAGAGUGGCAAGAACAAGAAGGCAGCAGAGAGGAAAAAGAAAAACAAGAAGACGAAGGUUGAGGAAGCAAAAAGCCCCCUGGGCCCAAGUGCAGAAGGGAGCCCUGAAGAGGAGGGGGAUUUCCAGCCGAAGGCUUCCCUUGCGCACAGCCCAGCUGACGAGCUGUAGUCUCUCGGACACCGCGUGCCAAUUUGCAGCCCAUGGUAGGGACAGCGGACGCUCUGGACACAUGGGAUAUUGGAUGUGCUCUGGGCAUCGCAGCAGCCAGUUGCCUCACAAGACGGUGACCCCUUAUUUACUGAAGGGAAAUAAAUUAGAACUCUUCUAAUUUAUCGCUCCAAGGGUGGCAGCCUGUUCCUGCUGGGUGGAGAUCUCGCCAUCGCUAGUCAGCAUUACCAUGAGCAGCGGUGCCACAUGGAUCACAGAAGUGGAGUAACAGCGGCUGGCAGAGACCCCUGCACAUGCAGGGCAGCUGGGCUGGACAGGAGAUGCCUCCUGAGUAAGUGAGGUUGUUAAACUCCUCUUAAUGCUCCCUAGACAAUACAGAUCCUGCCUUUAGCGGGAGAGACCUUCCACCCUCUGCUCUUCCCCUGCCGCCUCUUGCCCAGCUGGAGUGUAUUGAUGAGGGGUCUGGAAGUGGUAGAAAGGAGGCUGGUUUGCUCACGGCGGAGCCCCUGGCUUUUGUCUGAGCUGCCCCCAGGGCAGGGAAUUUGGCAGUGGCUUGGAAGGAGAGUGGCUUCUGCCUGGCCAGCCUGGCGGGUUUGGACACACUGUCUGUUCCACAAAGGCCGGGCCCAGUCCUGCCCUCCCCUACGCCAGGCAGUCCCACUGAGCUUGCUGGGGUCCCACAAUGAGUUAUCCUCCCGCUCUGCAAGCUUGCUGCCCACCCCUCUCCCAUAGGACCAUUCCAUUCAGGGGCAGCCAUUCCAGCUUCCUGGAAGCCUGUGGUUCCUGCUGUUGCUGCAGAGAGGGCCCUUCCCCCAUCUGCUAAUGUCCUUUCCAUUCGGUCUAGCCUGUGCUCCCUGCACUGGCUUUCAUGCUCCCUGCUGCACUAUGGGCAGCAGCUCCGUGCUUUGCAGGGAGAGGCUCCCUUGUGUUUUAUGCAGUUCUUUGCUACCUGUUGGCGAUUUUCUCUUAAAGUGCCAGUAGAUGUCAAGUAUCAGAGGGGUAGCUGUGUCUGUCGCUUUGUACAGAUCCAGACUAAGAGUCCUGUGGCACCUUAUAGACUAACAGACGUAUUGGAGCAUGAGCUUUCGUGAGUGAAUACCUGCAUGUGUCUGACAAAGUGGGUAUUCACCCACAAAAGCUCAUGCUCCAAUACGUCUGUUAGUCUGGAUCUGUAAAAGCAGCAAACAGACGUAUUGUAGCAUGAGCUUUCGUGGGUGAAUACCCACUUCGUCAGACACAUGCACAUAUUCACCCACGAAAGCUCAUGCUCCAAUACGUCUGUUAGUCUAUAAGGUGCCACAGGACUCUUUUUAGUAGAUAUUAACACCCUCCCUGUGGGGUGCAGGAGCAGGACCCACUAUGGCCUGCAGGGGCACCCAGCUAACUUUGAAUGCAGUCUUAGUCCCUCUUGCGUGUGCCCAGGAGGCUUCCAUCAGCUCUUCCUGCUCAUUAAAGCACAUGGGGGACCCUAGCCUGGGAGUGGGGUAUAGUCUGGUCCAGUGCAGCCAGGCUGCCCUGUGAUCUCAGCACUGCAGCUCACUGAGAGAGCUGUUCUGCUAGAAGUAGAUAUGUUUCUGAGUGCUCUUGUGUCUCACGAGCUCGAUCAUGUGUCAUGGAAUAUUCCCAGGUAGUGAGACUCAUUGGUCUGACCCUGCUUUUCAGGCUAGUGAGCGACUGUUGGUUCCCUCUGCUAGGCAGGGCACCAUACUCCAGGCACCAGCACUGCCAAUUCUUGCCACUCUAUCACAGGUCUCAUGAUAUUUGGUGUUUUCUUUAAAACCUCAGCUCUUGGCGUCAUGGGGUUAUGAGCUUUAGAAUGAAGCUGUUUCUAGCCCUCAUGGCUGCAGGGGACAGCUUGAAAGUGUCACCAGAGUGUGACCUGAAAGGCUCAGAAAUCAAAGAAAACCCCAAAUGUGUGUUUUUAAAAAAAAACAAAACAACAAAUCUUGUGAGGAUUGUUGGGGGCUAGCCCCUGGGUUCUGAGUGUGGGGGGCUGGCCCUACCUCUGAAGCGCAGCCCAAAAGGCACAAUUGGAACUAAGUUUAGAAUUAUUUUUAAGCAAGGCAGCUUUAUACCACUUCCUGCUGUGGAGUAAUCCUGUAAUGCAAUUGACUGACUGCAGCAGGAGUGGCGGUGGGUCAGUACGACUGGGCAUGGGUGACAGGGAGGAAUGAAUGAGAAUAUAUGUGUGACGAGUUUUUGUCCCUUUGGGUUUGUUCUAUGGCAACUCCAGCAGUUACUACAACUGUACACUGGACUUUGUUACUCAGAGCAAGGAACUUGGCAUUCUAGUUGGCAAAACUGGCCUGAAGCAGCUGAGAGCCUCAUGGCUACCAGCCCUCUCUUGUGGGUUAUCCUCUGCUCACCUUUGUCCUUCUCUCUUCCCCAUACAGUCCUCCCUGCCUCUUAUUUUUCUCUUGACAACUAGCAUAGCUUUCCCUUGGCCCACUCCUGAUGUAGGAUUGGCCUCCUCACCUGGGCGGGCUCCCAGCUACUGCUAGACAUUGGCGUCUGCUUCUCAGCACUGACAUGUCUCCUGCUAAGGACUGCUGCUGGGUUGCCCCUGGGCAGCCAGCAAUGUGCCAAUGGGGCGACAGGCCACUGUGCAUUCGGGAGAGGUGCUUCCAUGCUCUGAGCAGGGCAGAAGCCCAGCUGCCUCCCCAUAGCCACAGUUGUGAGGCACUGGGCAGGACCCAAAUGAAGGGCCAGUCUUGGUGCAUUGAUUUGUAGUUGCCAGGCAGGAAAUCAUUUGGCUCUGAAGCUAAUGGGGGAUGUGGAGGCUUCUGGGGAUAUUGGAGGAUGGUGCAAUGGAGAUUGUAAAGUAACAAUGGGAAACAGGCGGCUGCUGCUCAAGGAGAAGUGGUCUGUAGCCUUUGUAAUAGCAAGCGAACACACAGCACUGGGUGGGACUCCCUUCUGCAGCUGCAGAACAUGUGGCCCUGGCCAGCACCUUGCGUGGGGAAGGGGACAAGCUCUAUCUAAGUGCUCUGGAGGGGCAGGGGAGACUCCCUAUAUUCAUUAUGGUUCGAAGGCACCAUCUGCCUCUGCUUCCUUAUAGAGGAACAAAUUCAGUUCAGAACAGAGCUCACCUUAUUACAAACCCUAAAUGGCUAUUGAGGCUCCCAGCUAGGCAGCUGCUUCUCCCUUGGCUUUCAAUGCAGACUGGCUACAUCUCCUCUUGGCCAGUUCCUGGCAUGCUGCAGCAAAUCAAUCCAGACCCAGAGAAACGCUACUGCUUCCAGGGGCUCUCUGAACCAGCUGCACUUCAGGGUUUCCCUCUUCCCCGUGAGGUGAAUGGCUUCUCCCUCUUUUCUCUGAAGAGAAGCUAGAGAGGGCAAGAUGGGCUCAGGCCCCAAGCACCACAGCAGGAUUCCUGUGCUGUGGAGCUGCCACCACUUCCCUUGAGCCUCAUAUCUCACUGUUAGGAACCUUUUCCUGCUGCACUCUGCAUCUUCUUCCCACCUCCUCCUUGUCUGAGUCUUAUCCCCGCCCGAUGUAUCUGUACCAAACACUGGCAGCCUUGUGCUGCUGUUUACUCACUUCCUCAGGAAUCCCCUGUUUUAUUUUUGCUUUUCCCACAUUCCCUCUGUGUUUGGUCUUCUCUUGAGGUGCCCACUGUGUUCUAUGUAGUGUCUUCUUCCAGAAACCCCCUGCUCUUGAAACCCAAUACUGCUGCAAGCUGUAAUUACACACUGCAAACUCCUAGCUAAUAGCGCCCGCCUAGAGCCAGCUCCAUGGGUCUCAGGAGCUUCGCUUUUGACUCUCCUCACUCUGGUGCAUUUUAAAUUCUCAGCUUUAAUGUUAAGGUGCUUUGGAGGGGGGUAAAUUCAUGCUGAAGCCUGUGUUGGGCUAGACAAUUUGCUGGAGAGUGGGGGAGGGUUGUACAGUAGGGCUGGCACGUUCAGGGACUCUUACUCCCUGCAUUUCAUCCUGAAGGACUUUCCAGAUCUCUCCCCCGUAUUCCUCUGUGGGCAUUUCUUAUUUGCCCAUCACCGUGGUGCCUGAGCCAAGCAGUUGCUUCACUCCCCACCCCCGAGAUACACAAUGCUGCAUUAUGUACAGGAGGUAACAGCACACGCCCACAGGCUGGCAAAGCAUGCACCGUCGCCCCCUUCCCCCUCCCCCCCCCAACCUGCCAGGGCCACAGAAUGUAACCCACCUCCCAGGUGCCUUAGAGAAUCACUGCAGGUACAGUUUGGCUAGCACAGGGGGGCCAACUGGCAGAAAGUUCUCCUGGCCCUUUUCAGGUAGUAGUAAGCUCUGCAAUGCCACAACCUCCCGCUUUUCAUCUGCUGGGACAGCUGCUGCCCCUGCCAUGCCUGCACUAGAAAUGCUUCCAGCUCUGGCAGUGCUAGCAGAGGCUAGAGCCCUCCUGGAGAUGGGCCAAAGGCUGCCAGUGGCACUGAUUAGACUUCCUGAGCAGGCUUAGACAGGGCAUUAUGGGACAGUGUUAAAGAUGCCAGCGAGCUGUUAACACAAGGGCAACUAACCCCAGGGGAAGCCGUCCUGAGCAUGAACGGCUCCUUGGAAACGGGCGCACCUCUCAGAUCACCAGCAUCAUUCCCCCAGCGCAGCGAGAGGGACUGGGUAUGCCAUGCAGACGCCCAGGCCCUGGCACAUACACAGCAGUGAGAUCUGCAAUGCAGCCCUUCCCUCUACACUUCCCAGCUCUUCCUCCACUCAUGGCGAUCUGAGACAGUGAGGUGCAGCACUCACACAGAGAGAUCACAGGAAAAUGUUCUGUGGGCCUUCAGUAGAAAGAACCCUCCAGUAAAGCUGCCAACAAGAGACUCCAGCCCUACGGCAGAGCCUGGGUUACUGCUUUGUUUUUGACCCAAGCCUCUCGCCCCUAUGUUCUAGGUGCUUGUCUGGCCUUGAGCCCAGUUCCAGGUGGGGUUGUUGAGCCCCAGGUGAGGCUCCUGGGUUUGUUUGCAUACUGUGUUUGAUUCCCCUAGUGCUUCGCAGUGGGUGGAGUGUUUACUGCUUUGGCCAAGAUGAAACAGAAAUCCAGUGUACUUCCCUAACUGCUGCUUAGCAGGGCUGAUCGAUCAGUUCUGCUCUGCUGCGUUGUCCCUGGGUCCACAUAGUUGUUUGCGUAAUUGCAGCCGAAGCCUUUCUGUAGGGGUUAGUGCCAAUAAGUGUGAUGCAACUAAGGCAGACCCUUUCCAGGUGCAGCUCAAUGACCAUAAACACUGAAGGGGAGACACAGCCCAGGUCCAAGCCAGAGUAACUGCAGCCAUUGAGAUGCCUAGAGGUUGCAUGCAGACAUCUGGAAUAGGAGCAUGGGAGAGUUUCUCAAAUGAACAAGAAUCUUAAGACUCGUUAUCAAGAGCACUGCUGCAAACUGGGCCUGCCCUGGGAAGGAUGUAGAGAGAGCAUCCAGCUGACUUCAGGCUGAACCCCAAGCAGUACAAACCCCUGUGCUGGACAGAGGGAAUCUGCCUUUGACAGAGACCCAAAGCAUUGAGAUGGCUCAGAGAGGUUUCCAUAUGUGGGCAUGGCAGGGAGCUGGUGCAUGCACAAGGCAGGGAGGGUGGAGGGGCUCUUUUUAUACCUGUCCUGACACAGGACAGUCAGGCCCUGUUUGCAAUUUGGCUCAGCACCUCACUGUUCUCAACAGGCUUAUGGGUGUUGGUACCAUCCUAGUCCUCCCCGGGCUAGGCUGGAUUACAGAACCCAGCCAGUGGUGACAGAGCAGUAGCUGAUAGCCCUUCCCUAUGGUGCUCCUAUUAACCUCUCGUUUUUCUUCCCCUGCCUCCCAAGAUGGCUAAAUUUUGGACGAGCAGUUGUAUCUGUAACGUCUAGGGCCCUUUCAGUUCCAUAGGCAGCUCUCUUGUGUUGGAGGGCUCGGUGGAGUGUGGCCUGUGAUCCUCUGUGAAUCUGGUUAAUGGUCACAUAGUUUCAACCUGAAUUCACUCUUGUGUGCUAUUUGCAGUUAUUUUUAAAUAAACUCUCUCUGUUUAAAGGUU